UGCCUCCUCCUGAGGCCUGCCCACGCCCUGGAGGCCACGCCCACAUCGACCGGAGACCACGCCCACCAACGACCACGCCCUCCGGAGGACCCGCCCAAACGACCCCUCCCCGGGCCCGCCCCUUGCUCCGGGCCGCGGAGGCUGAGGGGACCGUUGGGCGCGCGGGCGGCGCGGUCUCCGCCGGCGGAGGGAGCGGCCGGGCAUUAUUUCAAGAAAAACUAUGGCAGCAUCAGGCAUUCUGAACUGCGGACCCCUGGAAUAAGAACUAUGCUCCUGGUCUUGGAGGCCCAUUGAGAUGUAUAGAGCAGGCAACGCAGCGGAGCGCCCCCUGCCGGGGACGGCGCCCCCUCGCAUGAGGAGCGUGGAGGUUGCCCGGGGAAGAGCUGGGUACGGCUUCACCCUUUCUGGUCAGGCGCCCUGCGUGCUCAGCUGUGUCAUGAGAGGGAGCCCUGCCGAUUUUGUGGGCCUCCGCGCUGGAGACCAGAUACUUGCUGUCAAUGAAAUCAACGUGAAGAAAGCGUCCCACGAAGACGUGGUGAAAUUAAUCGGGAAGUGCUCUGGGGUCCUGCACAUGGUGGUGGGGGAAAGCCUCAGCCACAUAGAGUCGUGCUCCAGUGACGAGGAAGUGGGGUUCUAUGAAGGAAAAGGCUGGCUGAAGCCCAAACUCGAUUCUAAAGCUUUAGGUAUAAACAGAGCAGAGAGAGUUGUUGAAGAAAUGCAGUCGGGUGGAAUUUUCAAUAUGAUCUUUGAAAACCCUACUCUUCGUGCAAGCAGUUCAGAGCCCUUGAAAUUGAAACAAAGAUCCCUUUCAGAGUCAGCUGCGGCGCGAUUUGACCUUGGACAUGAAAGUAUAAAUAAUCCGCACACCAGCCUGCUCUCCCAGGAGGAAAUCUCCAAAGUUACUAAUGAUGAUUCCGUGUUCAGUAUUGGCCUGGAGAAUCAUGAAGACUUUGGGUUAGAUGCCAGCAUAUUGAACGUUGCCAUGGUCGUCGGCUACUUAGGUUCUAUCGAGCUUCCUUCCACGAGCUGCAACCUGGAGUCCGACAGCUUCCAGGCCAUCCGCGGCUGCCUGCGGCGUCUGCGGGCCGAGCAGAAGAUCCACUCUCUGGUGACGAUGAAGGUCAUGCAUGAUGGCGUGCAGCUGUGCACCGACAAGGCGGCCGUCCUGGCCGAGUACCCCGCCGAGAAGCUGGCGUUCAGCGCCGUGUGCCCAGACGACAGGAGGUUUUUCGGGCUCGUGACCAUGCAGAGCAGCGAUGAUGGCAGCCUGGCGCGGGAGGACGAGGGUGUCUUGCGGACGUCCUGCCACGUGUUUAUGGUGGAUCCCGACUUGUUCAACCACAAGAUCCAUCAGGGCAUCGCUCGCCGCUUCGGGUUCGAGUGCACGGCCGACCCCGACACCAACGGCUGCCUGGAGUUCCCGGCGUCCUCCCUCCCCGUCCUGCAGUUCAUCUCCGUGCUGUACAGAGACAUGGGCGAGCUGAUCGAGGGGGUGCGGGCCCGGGCGUUUGUGGACGGGGACGCGGACGCGCACCAGAACACCAGCACCAGCAGCAACAGCGACAGCGGCAUUGGGAAUUUCAACCAGGAAGACAGAAGCAGCCGGGUGCUGGUGGUCGACCUGGGCGCCAGCUCCAGCAGGCAUGGCCCCGGCAGCAGCACCUGGGAGGGCGGGGGCGGGCGGGGCUCCCAGCCUUGGGGAGCCCCCUGGAAUGGGGCCUUCUGCCACGACCCCGAGCUGGGCGCCCCUUUUGAGGCUGCUCUGCAGGCUGACAGGUGCUGGGACUUCGGGAAGCAUGGAGGGCCCACUUCUCACGUGGAGGUGCCCCCUGCCUCCUUGCGGAGUUCCGUCCCUCCUUCCAAGAGAGGCGCUGCAGGCCCUGGCGGUGGGUUCAGCCAGCGGUGGCUCCCGGUCCACGUCCUGCAGGAGUGGCAAUGCGGUCACGCCAGCGACCAGGAGUCUUACACGGACUCCACCGACGGGUGGUCCAGUGUCAACUGCGGCACGCUGCCCCCACCCAUGAGCAAGAUUCCCGCCGACCGCUACAGGGUGGAGGGCAGCUUGACGCAGCCCCCGCUGAGCUCCCAGAAGAGGGACUGGUCCAGGAAGGCUUUUGGGAUGCAACACAUUUUCAGUCCCCAUCGCAAUAUUAGAAAGACUAAGGAAGACAAAAAGGGCUCAAAACUUGGGCGAGGGCUUGGACUCGCUCAGACCUCUCAGCGCGCCUCUGCUCGGAGAUCGUUCGGGAGAUCCAAGCGAUUCAGUGUCACUCGCUCCCUCGAUGACCUUGAGUCUGCAACUGUAUCUGACGGUGAGCUGAGCGGCGCCGACCGGAAGGACUGUGUGAGCAACCACAGCCUGAGCAGCAAUGCCAGCCUCCCCAGCGUGCAGAGCUGCCGGCGCCUGCGUGACAGGAGGGUCGCCAGCUGGGCCGUGUCCUUCGAGCGUCUCCUACAGGACCCGCUCGGUGUCCGGUACUUCUCUGAUUUUCUCCGGAAGGAAUUCAGUGAAGAAAACAUUUUAUUCUGGCAGGCUUGUGAAUAUUUUAAUCAUGUUCCUGCACACGACAAAAAAGAGCUUUCCUACAGGGCCCGCGAGAUCUUCAGCAAGUUCCUGUGCAGCAAAGCCACCACCCCAGUCAACAUCGACAGCCAGGCCCAGCUGGCGGACGACAUUCUCAGCGCACCUCACCCCGACAUGUUUAAGGAGCAGCAGCUGCAGAUUUUCAAUCUUAUGAAGUUUGACAGCUACACGCGCUUCCUGAAGUCCCAGCUGUACCAGGAGUGCAUCCUGGCGGAGGUGGAGGGCCGCCCCCUGCCCGACCCACAGCAGGUGCCCAGCAGCCCGGCCUCCAAGCACAGUGUCAGCUCGGACCACUCCAACGUGUCCACACCAAAAAAGUUGAGUGGAAAAUCAAAGUCCGGAAGAUCCCUGAAUGAAGAAUUGGGGGACGAGGACAGCGAGAAGAAACGAAAAGGAGCCUUUUUCUCUUGGUCCAGGACCCGGAGCACCGGGCGGUCACAGAAGAAGAAGGACCACGGUGACCAUGCAAACGACGCCCCUCACGCCAAUGGAGGCCUGGGCCGCAGGGAGUCUCAGGGCUCCGUGUCCUCCGCGGGGAGCCUGGACCUGUCUGAGGCCUGCAGGACCUUGGCGCCCGAGAGGGACAAGGCUGCCAAACACUGCUGCAUCCAGCUCCCCGACGGGACAUCCUGCGUGGUGCUCGUCAAGGCGGGGGUGUCCAUCAAGGACGUGUUGUGCGGGCUCUGCGAGCGGCGCGGCAUCAACGGGGCUGCUGUGGACCUCUUCCUGGUGGGCGGGGACAAGCCGCUGGUGCUGCAUCAGGACAGCAGCAUCUUGGCCUCCAGGGACCUGCGCCUAGAAAAGCGAACUUUGUUUCGGCUGGAUCUGGUUCCAAUUAACCGGUCAGUGGGACUCAAGGCCAAGCCCAGCAAGCCCGUCACGGAGGUCCUGCGGCCCGUGGUGGCCAAAUACGGCCUGCACCUGAGUGAGCUGGUGGCCAGGCUGAGUGGAGAGAAAGAGCCCCUAGACCUCGGUGCCCCCAUCUCGAGUCUGGAUGGACAGCGGGUCAUAUUGGAGGAGAAGGAUCCCUCCAGAGGAAAAGAUAAACUGAAAGCCACGCCGGGUAGACAGAGCAUGGCUGUGAGUUCCAGCUCCAGAAGUCUCUCGGCGACGGGAGAGGAGAGAACACUAGGCAAGUCUAAUUCUAUUAAAAUAAAAGGAGAAAAUGGAAAAAAUGCUAGGGAUCCCCGGCUUUCAAAGAGAGAAGAAUCUAUUGCAAAGAUUGGGAAAAAAAAAAAUCAGAAAAUUAAUUUGGACGAAGCAGAGGCGUUUUUUGAGCUCAUUUCCAAAGCUCAGAGCAACAGAGCCGACGACCAGCGUGGGUUAUUAAGGAAGGAGGACCUGGUCCUGCCCGAGUUUCUGCGGUUACCUCCUGGCGCCGCCGCACCCGCCCUGCCCUGCCCGGCUGCGGCCAAAGGCUCCAGCAAGACGUCCGUGAGCAGCAGUGGCAAGGAGGCGCCCUGGCCACGAGACCACCCUGAGAGCCCCGCCACCAGCCCCAGCUCGGCCGACAGCCCACCAUUCUGCUCCCCGACCUCCCCCGGGCCCCAAGUGCAGGAAGCGGAGGCCGGGGGCCUCCAGACUGUGGAGGGAGAGCACGUGGCCGACCUGACGCUCACUGGGGAGGGGGACAUCAGCAGCCCCAACAGCACUUUACUGCCGCCACCCCCCACCCCACAGGACUCGGCCGGACCUCCGAGACCAGGAGGCGGGGCCCGCGGCAGCCGAGGCGUCCCCGCCAGCACCAUCAUCGACGUGGACCGUGUGGCCUGCUCGGCCCCUGGGCUGGGCCGUGGGGCCCCAAGUGGUUGGACAGGCGCCCUGAGGUCACAGGCCAGCAGGCCCCCAGCUUCAGACCACCCUGGCCCGAGCCCUGUGUCAGGAGGCCCCGCCAAGCCCAAGGCCAGCCCGCACCACGCCACCUUUGUCUGAGGCCGUCUACAGCCCUGCCCCUGCCGGCCGACCUCCGACCCCUCCUGACAGAGCCCGGCCAAGCUGCCCAUCUGGACCUGCGUGUGGAGGCCCAGUGACCUUGCGGGGGCCACCGUGCCCAUCUCAAGGGCCUUGGAGGGGCCACUGUAGCCACCACACCCUUGGGAACCAAACCAGGAGAGGGCGGAAGGCCUGGCCUCGGACAUGCGCCACGCUGGCUCAGAGGUUCCUCGGACCCUGCCCCUGCCCCGGCAUCCAGCCUUCCCUCAAUAAAGUGUCUUCGAGGACC
Molecule: messenger RNA, 4805 nt
Organism: Rhinolophus ferrumequinum (greater horseshoe bat)
Lineage: Eukaryota; Metazoa; Chordata; Mammalia; Chiroptera; Rhinolophidae
Gene: RGS12
Product: regulator of G protein signaling 12
Exons: 18
Coding region: 296-4516 (1406 amino acids)
Biological process (GO): signal transduction
Molecular function (GO): GTPase activator activity; protein binding
Source: RefSeq, a predicted model, not a curated record